This is a messenger RNA of Pseudophryne corroboree (corroboree frog), 6527 nucleotides long. RefSeq names its product FH2 domain containing 1 (gene FHDC1). The coding region runs from base 400 to 3747 and encodes 1115 amino acids. The record is from RefSeq and is a predicted model, not a curated record. Gene Ontology annotation, biological process: actin filament polymerization. NCBI's taxonomy places the organism in Eukaryota, Metazoa, Chordata, Amphibia, Anura, Myobatrachidae. The transcript has 12 exons. Gene Ontology annotation, cellular component: actin filament.
GGCUCUGUAUACACAGUAAUAUACCUGCUGGCAGCAGCACCGCCCCCUGCUCUGCGCAUGCGCGGCCCGGGCUCUGCCAGCAGUAGCAGCAGUCAAUGAUACCAGCAGCACCGCCGUCAUUAUACACACAGGCAGCAGCAGAUACUGGAGCAGCUCCCUGGGGACGGAGCUUUGGAUCUCUCUAUCACUGGACGCAGUAUUGCUGGAUUAUUUAUUCCUCCUUCCUGUCCUCAGCAGUCACUGGAGCCAGUCAUCCCCCAUGGAGGUGCCGGAGCAGGACAGGUUUUAAAAUUGAAGCUUACAUGUGAUAUUGAGUGAAGACUUGGACUUAGGAUGCCUUUCUAUUGCUCUAUAUUGUACCAUUGAUGAUGCACUAUAUGAAGAGAAGCCAGCAUCAAGAUGCAUGUUAUGAACUGUGUCUCCUUGGUCAAUGAUAAAGAAAAUGGUGAGUGCAGUGUGGUCAUCACAGAGUUAAUGCUUGACCAUCCAUUGCCAGUACUAGCACCACCACCACCACCACCUCCUCCACCGCCACCUCCUCCGCCACCACCAUUACCUUCCUUUCAAAAUCAUGGAUCUCAGCCAGUACCACCGCCACCUCCUCCACCACCAGGGGUUCCACCACCUCCUUCGUUUCUAUACAAUGGUAGUCAUGGACAUGCCCACAACCAUAAAAAGAAAAGGCUGCGGAGCUUUUUCUGGAAAACCAUACCUGAAGAGCAAGUAAGGGGUAAAACCAACAUUUGGACUAUAGCUGCUAGACAGCAUCAGUAUCAAAUUGAUACAAAGACAAUCGAGGAACUGUUUGGGCAACAAGAGGAAGUAAAGUCUGGAGUCGUCAGAAGAGGCGGGAGUUCUAAAACCUCUUUCCGUGACGCAAAGGAUGAGGUUUCUCUUUUGGAUUCAAAACGAAGCAUGAAUAUUGGGAUAUAUUUGAAGCAGUUCAAAAAGUCUCCUGAGCAUAUCAUUGAAGAUAUUUAUAAGGGGAGGUGUGAUUUAUAUGACUCUGAAGCUCUUCAAGAACUGCUUAAGUUGUCUCCAGAACAAGAAGAGGUAAAGAAGCUAAAAGCAUAUAGUGGAGAAAUUACGAAAUUGUCUAUGACUGAUUCGUUUAUGUACAUGUUGAUACAGGUGCCAAAUUAUUCCUUGCGAAUAGAAGCCAUGGUGCUGAAAAAAGAAUUUUCACCUUCUUAUUCCUCGUUAAAUAAAGACAUGAUGGUUAUCAGGAUUGCUACAAAAGAACUCAUGUCAUGUGACCAGCUACAUUCCAUCUUGUUCUUGGUCCUGCAGGCUGGGAACAUCAUGAAUGCGGGGGGUUAUGCUGGAAACGCUGUUGGCUUUAAGUUAUCAUCCUUACUGAGGCUCGCAGACACAAAGGCAAAUAAGCCUGGAAUGAAUCUCUUGCAUUUUGUGGCUCUGGAAGCACAAAAGAAAGAUGCUGCACUACUGACCUUCUCUGCGCAGCUGCAGCAUGUUAAUGAAGCAGCCAGGUUAUCCAUAGACAACGUAGAAGCAGAGUUCCAUGCACUAUCAACAAAAACAAAAACUCUGAAAGACCAAAUAAAAAAGGACCCUGAACUGGUACAGCAAAUGGAAGACUUUCUCCAGGGUGCUGUGAAAGAGCUGAAAGAACUGGACAAGCAGAGAUUGGAGUUACAGAAAGAGGGGCAUGCCCUUAUUGAUUUCUUCUGUGAAGACAAGGAGACCAUGAAACUAGAUGAAUGUUUCCAGAUUUUUAGAGAUUUUUGUGACAAGUUCAACAAAGCUGUAAAGGAGAAUAAUGACCGUGAAAUGAAAGACCUACGACAGCUGAAGAGACUGAAAGAAUUACCGAUGAAGCGCCAUUCCUGGGUCUGUGUAGAGAAUGGAGGGUUUGGAAGAAGUAGCAGUGAAAGUGAUGUGGAGUUACUGACUAAAAAGGGACUUGAAGAAGUUUUACCAUUUUUGCAGCAAAGACCGCAGAGUCCAUUAAGUAGAAACUCCAGUUCUAGGCGUUCCCGCCUCUCCUUAGGCGUCACAGCAGACAGAGAACUUCAGAUGUAUUUGGAAGCCCCCCAGGAUGACCAAACAAACAAAUUUAACAGCCUACCACGAACUCGCACUCAUCAGUCAAGACCCACCAUAGUAUGGAUGGAUUCCAAAGAGAUAAAAGAUCAGGACCUAAACAUUAAGCACUUAAAUAAAAAUGAAGCGGGCAGAAAUUCCCAUGUGUUGCCUACGGUACUUAUUAGUAUGGAAGAUGAGCUAGCUGACCAUACUCCCAUUGCUAAUAUGCAUUAUAAGAUGAGUAAUCUAGACCGUAACAACAAUCAACAACCAACCUACCAGAACAAAGUAGAAACUCUGCACAGUAAUACUCGGUUAAGUCCCUUAACAGUCACAGUUGAGGAAAGAGAACUUGUGAAAAAGUUACAACAGUUUGAGCCUCAAGGAUCUUCAAAUGAGCACACUGCUACGUGCAUUACAGAUUUAGAACACCUUGAAGAUUUGAGUUUGCAUUCCUUUAGCCUUGCAGAUGACAAUACAUUACCAUCAUUCAAAAGCCUCAAAGACAAUCUCAGCAAUUCACAAAGUACCACAAAUGAGAUUACUGAUACAACAGAAGCUCAUUUUCCCAGUGCCGAUGUGCCUAUGUCAGAAAAUACAUCUAUUUCUGAUCAGCAGGAGCACGGAACAUUUUAUGUUGAAGAUGCCACAGAUAGCUCUUGUUCUGAGGGACAAGAUAUGAUAUAUGAGAAAGGGAAUUCAAAUGUAGUAAAAAGUUUGAAGUCAAAUGGUGUAGAAGUAGGAACAAACUUAUCUUCUUCAAAUCAGCCUAACGGCAUAGAUCGCGGCACUAGAAAAAACAGCAUUUCAAAGGAGAGUACAGUGAAAGGUAAAGAGCCCAGGAAGUAUAACUCUUUGAAAGAAAGAACCCCAAGCUUCACAAAGACAACUCGAUCGAGUAACACCGCUACAACCAAGCCUGUGCGUAUGCUGAAUGACUCUGAGCAUGAGACAAUGCGCAAAGUUGUCCCUAUUUCAAAGUCCAACAAGCAAGGAAGUAUAAAACGUACAGAACUCAGGAGUCCAAUGCGUGAUGAUAUAAAGUCAGAUCUGAAGCAAACAUUCCGAGGAAAAACUGAUAAUAUGCCAAAAGCCUCUCCCAAGAACAGCACAACUACAGAUGAGCCUAAGUUUCAAAGAGGAACAAGUUUUAUAUCCAACAGCUCACGGUUUCAAAGGGACCAAAUUGAGCGCAAAAGUUCUGUUAGAAAACCGGCAGCUAAACCAGUUAGAAAUAUAAGUAAACCAAAGCCUGAUGAAACCAAGAUCUGUCGUACAACUCCAAAACAGCCAACUACUGCUGAAACAAGUAAACCUUCACCAAACAACACCUUUAAAACCUCUUCAUCUACUCCAAGUUUUGCCAGAAACACUGUAGCCUCGUCACGACGGGCAAUACCAGAACCUCCAGCUUCUACCCCAAUAAAAACGGCAACAGUAAAUAGAUCAUCAUCUUUACGCCAUUCUGCAGGAAAGUAUGAACUGGUAACUAGAGAUUCGGGGCCCAAGGAAAAUGGCAGCGUGGGUACAUUUAAAAGGGUAAAUAGCAUGAGAACAAGCGGGAAGGUGACCGAAACGGUCAAUACCUAUAAAACAGAGACUGUCCAAAAAGAAAAGACUGUAGUUGAAAAGUCCUCUUUGAAAUUUAAGGAUACAGGAAAAGCAACACUAGGUAAAAUUCUGAAGCCUUUGCUGAAGUAGGUAUUUGUAAAUGAUCGACAACCCCUGUUUGGGCGACUGAACAAAGGAAGGGUUUUGGGUUUUUUUAACCACGCCCCCCUUUUUUUCUGACGCGUUGUGCUCAUGAGAAGUACAGCAACUUUUUGUAUCUUUGUGAUGUAGACUGUGAUGACUGGGAUUGCCAAUUACCCUUUUCUGGGAGCACAUUAUGCAGCCUCAUGAAGGAAUUUGUGCUGUAAUAAAAUGUGCUCCUCUGGAGCUCAGCUGGAAGGGAGUUUAUCUUAAAAUAAAUAUUCAUCUACAGGCAUGAGUGACCGGAUAACUGACAUUUCACAGGGGAUUGUUAAGCUGAACAAAAAGAGCUCUGGUUUUUCACCUCCCAAAAGUACAAGUUACUCACUGACUAUAUAUGGCUGGCUGCUUCCAGCUAAUGGUGUACUUGAUUAUGUUGCCAUUAGCUCAGAUAAUAAGGACUCUGCUGGGUGGAGUCUCUUCUUUUGCUGUACGUUAUAAAGUAAUGACUGCCACAGGUGUGUUUCACUACUGCACAAAGGAACACAAGAGGAUGACUCAUUGAUGCUUCUGAAUUUAAAUUCCGAGCUAUCCGCUUUCAAGAACACACAAGUGCCAUGGAUUUAUUAUGCAGAUGAAAGGUGUUACCAGGCGAUAUUUUAAGCCUGAACAUUUGUUGAGAGCACUUCAACCAUUCCAUGUUUCCCAUAAUUGUACUCUGUCACAUGUGAAUCCUGCUGCUAGACUUCUAUCAUCUAAGCUUUGAUAAUAAUACAGUAUAACCUUGUUCUACAUCUUCCUCUCCCUGUUGGCCAAACAAAGAGGAACACACAAGUUCACAAUACUAAUCCUAUUCCAUUCACCUUCUGUUGGUACUUCUUGUGUAUUUCAGAAUUUAUGAAUUGCAUUUUUAGGAGUGAUGCAUGUUGUCAGUGUUUUCCUGUCACAGUGCUGGACAUGGUACUGCCCACCAUACGUUUACAGAUGUCAUAGCCAUUGGGCCUCUAUAGAACAGUAAGAAAUCCCAAGAAACCAGCUGCUGUCCUAUAUGAAGCCACACCUAUAUUCACCUUGUAAUACCCAUUACCCUCACCACACAGAAUGCCAAAGCACAUGUGACUUGUAUGAGGGAUCCUCUUACCUAGGUGGGCUUUCACUGGCAAUGUACAGUACAUUAUGGAACGAUUAUACGUGUGAAUCCUGUUAUGUUAGUGGUGUCUGUAAGUCUGGAAAGAGUGGGCAAAUGCUUCUUGCUUUUGCCAAAAUAUACUUAAAAACGCUGAAUAUAAAAACUAAAAAUCAAGAGCUGUUUAUUAUCUAUGAACUUUGCUGGCAAAGCUACCAGUGUGCAUUAUAAGCUGACUUGACAGGGUUUGUAUAUUUGGUAUGCUAUUAUAAAUAUUUAAUAGUGCUUUGAAUGAUGAGAGUACAAGUUUUCAUUAAGAUGUUCUCCUCAGACUCUCAGUUUUUACUUUAUUGCAUCAAAAUGCUGCUAUGUAGACACAUAUUGGUUGUAAUGUACAAAAAAGAAUACAUACAAAGCAUGUCAGAGACUGAAACACUUAGAGGAAAACAUCAUUAGUUAGAGAUGGAUAGCGCUUGGUUAUUAUGGUCUGCCAUUGAUCUUCUGUUACAUGUAACUUCCACCACCUCCUUUGUACACUACUUAAUGAAGCACUCCACCAUGGCCGUAAAUAUGUUGUAAAAUCUCUCUUCUCCCAACUAACAGAAAGACCUGAUUCUGAAAACCAGAACACCACUGUUUCUCUAGCCUGGGAUUUUUAUUUUUAUUUUUUGCUAUAUUUUGUUACAUACAAAUACAACUAUGCUCUUAAGACUUGAAAGGACUGAUUGAAAAAAGGAGAAUUCAUCGUUUUCUUGUCUCUUACUGCAGGAGAAUGAUUACUAGAGGCAUUAGUGGUUUGAGUGCCUUAUGAACUACAAUGGUCUCUGGACCCUUUCUAGUUGGGGAGAGGUGGAGUAGUUUUAUGCUAUAUGUAGAGCAGGCAUUCCCAACCACGGUCCUCAAGGCACACCAACAGUGCGGGUUUUAGUGAUAUCCAGGCUGCAGCACAGAUGGUUAAAUCAAAAUAACUUAGCUACUAAUUAAGCCACCUGUGCUGAAGCCUGGAUAUCACUAAAACAUGCACUGUUAGUGUGCCUUGAGGACCGUGGUUGGGAAAGCUUGAUGUAGAGUAACGUUGAAGUUAUUAAUGGCAUUAUGUGGUGGGCCAUAGGCUCAGAGCUGUGCAUUUCUUAACUAUAACACCUUUAUUUAAAUUUAGACCACUCAUUUGCAUAUGCUAAUCCAAUAUAUUACAAUAGUUUAGAUUCAUUUUGCUGAAGUGGAUGAAUUGAACAUCUUUCUAUUACAAUAUAUAAACCUUUGCUCAUGAGAUUGUGGAUUAUAAAUGUUAUGUAAAGAAAAAGGUAAGAAAUAUUUAAGCGUAAUGAUUAUUUCAGAUGAACCCCUGUUCUGUCAGGCUAAAAUAUAACCUACAGGUUACAGAUUACAAAUUAUUUUUUACAACGUAGUUAUCCAUAAUAAAAGUGUAUAUAAAUAAAGCAGAUACUCAGGAACAGGAUACACAGUUGUUCUUCUAUCCACUUACCUUCAUCAGUUCUCUCAUUUGUAUGUGUUACUAUCAUUUACUGACCAAAAGAUUAUUUAAAUAUGUUUAAUAUUGUAAAUUUGUAUACUAGAAGGUACAUUGUACAAAGGCAAGAUGUAUUUAAUGGAUCUUUACAUAUUUCAGAAUAGUUUGCUAAUAAACUUCUCAAGUGAAAAU